AUGGUAAGUGUACAAGUUUUGAACAAAGAAAAUGAACAUUGUAAUAUUUUAUCAACUGUACCUGGACAACCUCAAAACAUCAUAAAAAUUGUGGACACUGAUGUUAGCAAAGAUAUUAUUUGUGAUAUUGAAGCAAAAAACGUCCAAGAUAACCAGGAAAAACACAAGUUUGUAAAGAAUACUUCAAACAUAUCAUCAGAAAGCCUAAAUCCUGAGGAGGCAACUUCAAAUAUAUAUUUGGCAGAUGAUUCAACAAAAAUUCAUGUUGACUUAACACCAGAAAUUAAUAAUUGUGCUGGUAUUUCUGAUCCAAAUAAAUUGUCCACUGGCACGGAUCAAAAUAUUGUUUGUGAAGUAACUGAAAAUACAAAAGAACCAUAUGAUUCUGCUGAAUACAAAUUGCGCAAUUUGACAUCACCAAAACAGAAUGAAAGUUGUAAAGGUGAAAAUUCAGAAAUUUCUCUGGAUCCGGUUCAGAAUGUUACCACAUGUACUUCUGAUCCUGAUUAUUUUGGUGUUUCUGAUUCAAAUAAAAAAGCAGUAUCCAGUAGCACGGAUCAAGAAAUUGUCUCAUGCAAAACUGCCGGUCAAAAUGAUACCAGAUGUACUUCUGAUCCUGAUUAUUUCGGUAUUUAUGAUUCAAAUAAAGAAUCAGUGACUAGUGGCAUGGAUCAAGAAAUCGCCUGUAAAGUAACUGAAAACACAAAAGAACCAUAUGAUUCUGCUGAAGACAAACUGCAAAAUUUGACAUCACCAAAACAGAAUGAAAGUUGUAAAGAUGAACACUUAGGAACAAUUUCUUUGGAGCAUGCAAAACUGCCUGUCCAAAGUGAUGUCAGUUCAUCUGUUCCUGAUGUUUCUGAUGAUAAAUUAAAAUCUACAGAAUCUUCUGAUGAAUCAAAUAUGCAACAUGAAACUUCUCCAAUCGCAACAUCAAAAACUACAGAAAAAAGUGAUGAAUCUUUUUUAUCUAAAAAAGAUUCCGUAGAACAAAUACUGGAGGAAAAUUCGGGGUUUGAUGAACAAGUAUUCAGAACAAAUAGUGAUACCAGAAACACCCCUACAAUUUUAAACAGAACAUUCAGCCUUGGGUACAAUGAUGAAACUCCUAGUCCUGAAAUUGAGCCAAAAAUGAUAGACAUCGAUUCCUUCAAAACAAGCACGCCUUCUAAGAAACACAAAAAGACCAGUUUAUCAGAAAGUCCUAAAAAAUCACCCAGAAAACCAAAUUACGACUUCCUAAAAACCGGGCAAAUCAAUUUAGAAUCCUGGGAUAAAUUCUUAGGCGACAGUUUCGAACGUAAUAACGAAGACGAUGACUCUGUUUUCGAUGAUUGCGAUAAAGACUUGAAUUCAUCAACUGAUACGACGAGCGACUCGUCGUUUAAGGAUCUUUCGGAAAAUACUGAUGAUAAUAAAGAGAAUAUUAAAUAUCAAGAAACGUCGUCUUCUGAUACAACAGAUUCAGAUCUUAAAUUUCAUUCUACCAAUAGUGACGAGGAGCAGGAUAGCGUCAAGUUGGCAGAGAUUAGGAGGGCGUUGAUUUUAUCCUUGCCGGAUGCUCAG
Messenger RNA from Ctenocephalides felis (cat flea), 1566 nucleotides. RefSeq names its product dentin sialophosphoprotein-like. The record is from RefSeq and is a predicted model, not a curated record. The annotation marks the transcript as partial. The transcript has 4 exons. Lineage: Eukaryota; Metazoa; Arthropoda; Insecta; Siphonaptera; Pulicidae.